AUGGUCCGUGGUUCGAACCCGACCUCUGGCUCCCAACUUCUCAUGUAUAUGUUUGGGCGACCUGGCAGUAUCUCAGCCCUCGUGGGAAGUGACAUGGCAGUUAGGCACCUGAAAAGUGCUACAACUGAACGAUUUUUGGGGCGAGAUGGCCGAAGUGCAGAUGAGGUUGUUGGAACGUAUUUAACUAGGAAAAGUGAUGAUGCCUUGGAGAGCAGUGAAAACAAACAAAUGAAUGAAGACAAACCCUUUCAAUUUGCUGAACGUGGUUUUGUGGAAGGAGGAAUUUCAUGCGAAAGUGUGGCAGAUAAAGCGGUGUACAAACACGCUAUCGUUAGUGGAAAUCUGAGCUUCCUAGGUGAUGCUGUCCCAACUUGCAUAUCCAUCAAUCUAAAGCUGUCACCUUGUCGUGGUGGUGGCCGAGCUUCACUGCUGACUGGAACUCAGUUCCCCAAGGUUCAACCAUACCAGGAAGGUCAACGCCAAUUCGAAUACAAACGUGCUACUUGUUACGCUGAUCUGAAAUCUGGAUUUCUAAAUAACAAUGGAGGGAAAAAAUCCUUCAGCUGUAGCACCCUUUCGGUGCCUAGCUGCCAUGCCACCCGAGGGAAGCACGAGGGCUGGGAUACUGCCAGGUUGCCCAAGCCUAGACAGGGGGAGUCGAGGGGCAGAGGUCAGGUUCGAACCACGGACCUUCCGGUCACGCCAAACGCAGCAGCUGUGAUGUUCGUUCGGCGCACAGCUGGCCCAAAGAAAGCAAGACAAAAAAGUGAGAUGGUUGAGUGGUUACAGCGCAAAUUUACUGACCGGGGCGUCUGUAGUUGGAACCCGACCCCUGCAUCUCAAUUUUUCCUGUUUAGGUUUGCGCACACAGGUAGUACCCCAGCCCUGGUGCCUCCUUCGGGUGGCAUAGCAGUUAGGCACCGAAAGAAUCGAAACGACGGUCGGGGGUUUCUUAACAGAUCUUCAGCAAGUUCAGCUGUAGCACCUUUUCGGUGCCUAGCUGCCAUGCCACCUGAAGGAAGCACGAGGGUCGAGAUACUGUCAGGUUGCCCAAGCCUGCGCAGGAGGAUUCAAGAUGCAGAAGUCGAGUUGGAACCACGCACCUCUCGGUUAGAGUUCGUGUCUUAA
Messenger RNA from Opisthorchis viverrini, 1128 nucleotides. RefSeq lists its product as hypothetical. Bases 1 to 1128 code for a protein of 375 amino acids. The record is from RefSeq and is a predicted model, not a curated record. NCBI's taxonomy places the organism in Eukaryota, Metazoa, Platyhelminthes, Trematoda, Opisthorchiida, Opisthorchiidae. The transcript has 7 exons.